AAAAAAAUGAAACAAUUUUCGGGAAUCUUGUUAUUCCUUACGACUUUAUUCUUCUUUGUAAGUUGUUUAAAUAUAAUAUAUGAAAACAAAUAAUAUUCACUUUAUGCAAUAUUAGGUACAAGCACAACAACCAGAAAAAAGUCUAAUUCAACAUGCUCAAGUUGUUGAUGAAAAUCAGUUCAAGAUUAGUACAAAUGUCGUUGAUAAUAUAGCAUCUUCUUCUUCCUUAGUUACUCAUAACGAAAAUAUGAAAAGCCGAGUAUCUGGCUAUCUUGAAUAUAUACAUGGUUUAGUUGAUAAGGCACAAGAUGAAUUAAAGGCAUACAACAAUCGUCGUCCCUCAACGAAAUAUUCUGUUUAUGAUAUUGCCUUUGGUGUUGCCAACUAUUUACCUUCUUGGUUGUAUCCUCCUUCUUUAUGGAGAGAGGACCCACUUACGCGUCGUCGUCAUAUUGCUAAAGUAUUACGUUCUAUACCACUUCAUGUUCGCCCUUAUUCUAUUUCCAUUCGUAACAACGUAACACGUUGGGCUCAAGAAUCAGGCCAUCUCUUUGCACAGGAUUAUAUCAGUAGCACGAUUGAUGAAGUCACAUCUCUACUUCAAACUGCCGAGGAUUUUGUUUCUGCUGCCACAGAUGCUGAAUUAAUGGACCCUAUCUUUUUAUCAACUGGUUACGUUGCUUUAGACGAAGCAGUAAAUCAGUUUAUUAGUAAAAACAAGGUUGAGUUUAAUUCUAAACUGAAUUCAGUGAACCAUCGAUUCAAUUCUAUCGUCAACUUGUCUGGUCAUCUUCGUCGUUCCCUUGAAAGUGUUCGAUUUGACACGAUUGAACAGACCAAGAUGGUACAACAUGAGUUGUUUAGUGGACGUGUUGAGCAACCACUUCAUCACCUUAGCUGGCAUAUUCGUAACGAGUUGCAAAGUCUUUAUCAAGAACUUCGUCAAAUGCCCGCCGUAGAGGAUAAGGAAGCAUCUCGAUUAUUAAGAAAGCAUACAGCUGAUUCUUUACGUACAGAGAUUCAUUCGUUAAAUAAUAUCAAAUUGGCUAUGCAACGAUCCAAGUCCCUCUUUCACAAAAUUUGGGAGAAUGCAUCUAAUGAAUUAUAUCAAAGUCCUAUUUCAUUUACUUAUUGGGUAGAUGUUAUAGCUGAGGUAAAAGAAGCAGCUAUUCAAUUAGGUGAAGGUCUUUCUGAAAGAUAUAGAAAAAUCCAAUACAAGAAAUGUAAAUGUGGUUAUUAAAAGGAUAAAGAAAAAAGAAAAAAUAAUAAUAAUAUCUGUAUUAUAUAAGUAUGUAUGAAUAUGUAUAACUCCUUUUUAGUUCGUUGUAUUUUUGAAUAAAAUAAUGAUAAUAAUAAUAAAUUUAUUCAUCGUGGACUGUUUUUU
Molecule: messenger RNA, 1384 nt
Organism: Cokeromyces recurvatus
Lineage: Eukaryota; Fungi; Mucoromycota; Mucoromycetes; Mucorales; Mucoraceae
Exons: 1
Coding region: 248-1240 (330 amino acids)
Source: RefSeq, a predicted model, not a curated record